AUGGCCAAACCGGAAGCCCAAGGACCGCCGCAACAUGUCCAGGAGACCCCACACAAAGCUGCUUCCGGCUCCCACGCAUACGAGGUAAUAGGUGCUGACCCGAUUGACUCGGGUCUCAGGCCCUCGCAAUCACGACGGCCACCUAGUGUCUGGAGCCAAUGGUGGGGGGAAAUCCUGAACUGCAUCCUAAUGAUAGGGACACUCUGCGCCAUCAUCGGCAUCCUCUACCCCAACCAGACAAAGCCAUUACCGGACUGGCCAUUCGACGUGUCGAUCAACACGGCCGUCUCCAUCCUGAGCACAGGCCUGAAGACCUGCGCGGUGCUGAUCCUGACCGAGGGCAUCAGCCACCUGAAAUGGAGGUGGUUCCAGAAGACCAGGCCCCUGCACGACCUGGUCGUGUUCGACAGCGCGAGCCGGGGGCCCUGGGGCUGCCUGCGGCUGCUGUUCCUCCCGCGGGGCGCCCAUUUCGUCGCGUCGCUCGGCGCGGGCCUGGUCCUCCUGACGCUGGCGGUGGACCCGUUCACGCAGCAGCUGGUCCGCUACUACGACUGCCAGCGGCCGAGCGACAGGUCGGUCGCCACGCUCCCGCGCUCGGCGCUGUACAGCGAGGCUGGGGCGCACACCAGCGCGGGCGUCUGGCCGCCCGCGACGGCCGUGCUGGGCUACAUCGACCAGGGGCUUUACAACCCUGCGGACAUCAAGACGCCGUUCACGUGUGACAGUGGCAACUGCACCUUCGACGGUCUGUAUUCGACGCUCGGCUUCUGUUCGACCUGCGAGGACAUGAGCAGCCAGCUCAGGAUUGUGAACGUGUCGGUCCCGUAUAGCUUUCUCAACAGUAGCAGCAACGAGACGGAAACUAUUGAGAGCAUAUGGGUAAACACGACGCUUCCAUCUGGCUCAUAUGCCGCGACCGGCUCCACGUCCAGCAGCGAAUCAUGGCUCUCCUUGAACCAGUCGGCAGACGGGUGGAUCGACAUCAUCCAGGCGUCAAAGGCAUUCCCCGGGGCGCCGGAGGACUGGUACUGGGACCAUUACUACGCAACCACGAUGCGGCCGACCACGAGCAUGAACGAUAAUGGGUGUACAACGGCAUACGAAAAUAACACGUGGGCAUGCAGCGGUUUCGGCGGCGCAGGGGCGGCCCGCUGCAAGAUCGACCCGUGCGUCAAGACCUACCGGGCGACCGUGGAGCAGGGACAGCUGAAGGAGACGCUGGUGAGGAGCCAGAAGGACAUGUUUGUGUCGACCUCGUCGAAUUAUCCGCACUGGCUCGCUGCGGAUGUGACGUGUGCCGGGCCUGAAGCGGUCUCCAAGCUGCGAACCGCCGGGUUCAACAUCAGCGAUGACGAUGUGAUCAUACCCUGGAAUGUGAUGGUCAACACAAGCACCGGAACAGCCUCGUUAUGGGCGCCCGACAGCGAACCCCUCUACAGCAACGCCACAGUACCUGGCCCCUUGCUUAACCAAACUAGCCUGCCUCUAGAUAUUAUUCCCGCAGAGUGUGUCUACGACAUGGAUUACCCCUCGGUGUCGUCCAUCACAGACUACCUCGAGACCUACCUCAGCGGCACCAUCAACCCCGGGGCCAACGGGGCCUCGACCGACGGGCCGCCCCAAAUACGCACCAUCUUCAACGACACAUUCGCAAGCUUCGACAGCAUCAACUACACCUUCACCAGCAUGGCGGAGGCAUCACCCUCCGAAUCCGCAAACUGGCGGGCCCUCGCCCAGCAAAAAAGAGAAGCCAUCCUCGCAGCAAUCCCCAAGGAAUGGCGCAUCCCCCAGUCCACCAUCGACAACGCCCCCGCCGACCUAACAGGCCCCUUCAUCCACCAGUUCCUCACCCCGUCCGAGAUCCAGAUCACCGAGACGCCCGCCCCGGGGAUCCUCGAAAAGACAUCCACAGGCCAGUGGACCGCCCUCAGCGUGGCAGAGGCCUUCAGCCACCGCGCGGCCCUCGCCCACCAGCUGACAUCCUGCCUGGCCGAGGCCCUCUUCGAGCCCGCCCUCGCCGACGCCCGCCGGCUCGACGCCCACUUCGCAACCCAUAAGAAGCCCGUCGGGGCCCUGCACGGCCUCCCCAUCAGCCUCAAGGACUCGGUCGACGUCGCGGGCGCGGGGACGGCCCUGGGCCUCACGAUCUGGGCAGACGGCCCGCCCGCCACCCAGGACGCGGUCAUCGCGGCGGGGCUGCGCCGCCAGGGCGCCGUGUUCCACGCCAAGACGGCCGUCCCGCAGGCUUCCUUUGCCGGCGAGACGUUCGGGGCCGUGGGCGGAGACAAGGAGUCACUGCCAUGUUCGUGGGGCUGCGGCUCCAUCCGCUGGCCAGCAUCAGGCGUAGGCGCCUACGGCCUCCGCCCCUCCACAGGCCGCCUCCCCUACGCGGGGAUAGCAAGCGUCGUCGGCGGCCUCGAGGCCCUGACCGACGUGCGCUUCGCCGUGGGGCCCAUGGCCGUCGGCGACGUGACCGCCCUGCGCACCCUCGUGCAGGCCGUCCUCGCCGACGAGCCGUGGCUGCGCGACCCGCUCGUCGCCGAGAUCCCCUGGCGCGAGGGCUCGUACGAGGCGACCAGGGCGGCUGCGCAGGCCGGCGGCGGUGAAGGGAAGCAGCAGCUCGUCGUCGGCAUCGCGCCGUCCGACGGCCUCGUCACCCCCCAGCCGCCCGUCCUCCGCGCCGUCGAGACGGUGGCAAAGGCCCUCCGGGACGCGGGCCACGUCGUGAUCCCCUUCUCCCACGGCCCAGACACCGGGGAGGCAAUCGACCUCUGGAGCAGCGCGGCCUACGCGGACCUCACCUUCGCGCACGCGCAGUUCCGCGCCUCGGGCGAGCCGGUCGACCGCCUGAUGCCGCCCGCCUUCGACCCGGACAAGCCCGAGUCCGCUCCCUUGGGGACGGGCGCGGUCCAAGACCUCAACGUGCGCGUCAGGAAGUACAGGGAGGCGUACCUGCGGCGGUGGGGGGAGACGGCGGGACACCCCGGGAACACGGCGGGGAGGCCCGUUGACGUGGUCAUCACGCCUAUUGCGCCGUAUAGCGCGGCGCGGAUCGGAAAGAUUCGGUACAUCGGCUAUCCCCUCCCCGUCGUCCUCAACGACCAGUCCGCCGCGGUGCUCCCCGUCAUCACCACGGACAAGGACAUCGAUGUCGUGCGCCCGCUCGAGGUCCCUGAGGGGAUCAGGGAGGAGUACGUCACGGCCAACAAGAAGGUUCACCAGGACUACGACCCAAACCUUUACCACGGCCUCCCGGUGAACGUGCAGGUGAUUGGGCGGCGGUUCCAGGAGGAGAAGGUGCUGGCUAUCACCGAAUACAUCGAUGGCCUGCUCAAGGGAGGCGGGGUGGAGCUCGGCGCUGCGCAUAAGCUUUGA
This is a messenger RNA of Diaporthe citri, 3375 nucleotides long. RefSeq lists its product as uncharacterized. The transcript is spliced from 8 exons. Lineage: Eukaryota; Fungi; Ascomycota; Sordariomycetes; Diaporthales; Diaporthaceae. The coding region runs from base 1 to 3375 and encodes 1124 amino acids. The record is from RefSeq and is a predicted model, not a curated record.